This is a messenger RNA of Doryrhamphus excisus (bluestripe pipefish), 3356 nucleotides long. Lineage: Eukaryota; Metazoa; Chordata; Actinopteri; Syngnathiformes; Syngnathidae. The record is from RefSeq and is a predicted model, not a curated record.
UGUCUCUAUCCCGAUGUCCGGUAGUGAUGCUGGGUCUGUCCGGGCUUUGGAGGAUGCAGCAGGGCCGGAGAAGGAAGAUCGGGAGGUGAAAGACGGCGAAAACUAUGAUCGGAAGGGAUGAGGCGCGGAAAGCCUGCCUUUGUUUUUGUGCUUUCGGUCGUUUGACGUGAAAAUGAGGCGAAAAGCCGAAGGCCUUGUUCGUUUAUUGCCUCCCCGGAACUCUCCGUGACACCCAGUUGUGGUUAGGGAUGAUGACCAGCGUUUCUUACUCGUCUCGGUCGUCAUUGUAACGGAUAAACCGAAGCAGAGAACAGUGUGCCGUGUCAUGGGUUUCGUCUUCCAUUUCGCAUCAUCGCCACCUCCAUUCUCCCGCGUCGCUUCUGACAGGAAAUCAAGUUAAACGUCAUCGCCAGCAUCAGAACAUGAAGUCGUCGACAUUCCAGCCUCGCUCGUUGCCACUUUUUGUGGCGUGGUCGAUCCUGUGUCACUUCGGUUACGGUCAGUCCGUCCCGGACGCCCCGGGCCUUCCUGUCGCCAUCCGCGUCCCUCUUAGCCAAGGAGCUCGCUCCGAGCAACCGCCGCCUCCGGCCGGGAGGUUGGGUGGUCGCAGGCGGAGAGGAGUGACAGCAAGUGGGGUCAGCUUCGUGGACAUGCUCGAUAACCUGCGUGGGAAAUCAGGCCAGGGAUAUUAUGUGGAGAUGGCGGUGGGAUCACCUCCGCAAAAGUUGAACAUCCUGGUGGAUACAGGAAGCAGUAACUUUGCAGUUGGGGCGGCCGCUCACCCAUUCCUGCGCCGAUACUACCAUCGCUCCCUGUCAGCGUCUUACCGUGACCUUGGAAGGAGCGUGUAUGUUCCGUACACACAGGGCCGAUGGGAAGGCGAGUUGGGGACCGAUUUGGUCUCUGUCCCGCAUGGUCUUAACGCCACACUUCGUGCCAACAUUGCUGCAAUCACCCAGUCUGAUCGCUUCUUCAUCAACGGAUCCAACUGGGAGGGAAUCCUUGGACUGGCCUAUGCUGACAUAGCGCGGCCUGACGAAAGAUUGGAGCCCUUCUUUGACUCCCUGGUUCGCCAAACGCCCGUCCCAAACCUUUUCUCUCUCCAGUUGUGUGGAGCCGGCUUCACCCAAAACUACUCGCUGGGCAGUGCCGCUGUCGGAGGCAGCAUGAUCAUCGGAGGUGUGGAUCCAUCCCUCUAUGUGGGAGAGCUGUGGUAUACGCCCAUCCGUAGGGAGUGGUACUAUGAGGUGAUUAUUGUGCGUAUUGAAGUCAAUGGACAGGAUCUGAACAUGGACUGUAAGGAGUACAACUAUGAUAAGAGCAUUGUGGACAGCGGCACCACCAAUCUUCGACUGCCAAGAAAAGUCUUCCAGGCUGCAGUCAAGGCCAUUGAAGCAGCUUCCUCAACGGAACAAUUCCCCUCCGGGUUCUGGCUUGGCGAGCAGUUGGUAUGUUGGCAGGCUGGCACCACGCCCUGGCACAUCUUCCCAGUCAUCUCCCUUUAUCUGAUGAGUGAAAACCGAAACCAGUCUUUCAGAAUCUCCAUCCUUCCCCAGCAAUACCUACGGCCAGUGGAGGAUGUAGCUUCGGCUCAGGAGGACUGUUACAAGUUUGCUGUGUCCCCAUCAAGCACUGGGACGGUGAUGGGCGCGGUCAUCAUGGAAGGAUUUUACGUGGUAUUUGACCGAGAGAAGAGACGAAUUGGCUUUGCUGUCAGUACCUGUCAUGUUCAUGAUGAGUUCCGCACAGCCUCAGUGGAAGGCCCGUUCCACGGCAUCGACCUGGAGGACUGUGGCUACAACAUUCCCCAGACAGACGAGUCCACACUCAUGACUAUUGCCUACAUCAUGGCAGGUAUCUGUGCUCUCUUCAUGCUGCCACUGUGUCUCAUGGUGUGCCAGUGGCGCUUUGCCCGCUGCCUUCACCCACAAGGGGACUUUUCUGACGACAUAUCACUUCUAAAGUGAACCGGUGAACAGGAUAACUGACUCGUUAGAAUCGUGGCGGAAUGGAAUUGUACGAUGUUGCAAAGUGUGCAGGAAUAUAGUGAAUACUCUCUAAGGUGCUCUGAGAUUACACCGACUCCAUCUGACGCUCACUUUUGUUACCAGGAUUCCAUUUCUGGUGUAAUUUUCAGCCCCCAUAGCGUAGCUGGUGUUCAUGGUGACUGUGCCAUUGCUCAAAACUGGAGGCUAUUGGUGUGGCAAAUGUAAAAAAAAAAAAAAGAAGAUGCUCCAAUUAGGACAAAACUAAAACUUGAACUAUGAGUGCUUCAAAUAAGAUUGAGGAAAAAACUAAAUGAUAUGAGUAAGGUGAUGUACUUAUGCAGAUCAGUGUUAAGAUACGCAGGUUACCUUAAAAAAGAGAAAAUAAACUUUAUAUAUAACUAAACAAUUACAUUAUAUAACUAUUAUUAUAAAGAAUUUAUUAAAAACAAGAAGUAUUUAUUACACAUUGAACUCCAGAUAAAAUGCUUCAGUGCUCCAUGAAACGGAAAUGAUUUAAAAAUGUGUCAAAGUGAUUUGACCUGGAUGUUUACAGUCUAGGAAGCCAUAAUUGACAUUAUUCAUGAUGGCAUGAUUAAUGUUAAUGUGUGGUCCUGGUGUUGUUUUUAGAGCUACUGUUAUUGUUAUUACAAAAGGGAUGAUGAUCUAUUAAAAGACAUUAUUUUGCAAACUCCACCAAAGAAUUCUUAAUGCAAACUAUGUAAGCAUAAAACGUCAAAUUCUAUCAAAUGUAUUUGUUUUUGCUCGAUGUGAAACUGAAAACUACUGAACACUAUACGUAUCAGAUGUCACUCCUUGUACUGUAAGCUUAAAUGUAUCUAUUGUACAUCAAAAUUUAUUUGGCAGAUUAUCAGUUUGUGACAAAGUACACACAAACACAUGAUUAUUAUUAUUAUUAUUGCAUUGUUGCACAUGUUAUCAUCACAUUAAAUGUUACCAAUCUAUUACCUACAGGGCUUCUUUCAAUGACGCGGAAACAGACUAACUCAAUGCUGGAUAUCUCUUAAGAGGACUAUAUACAGAACACUAUGCUUGGAAAAGGAAACCAGCACAAAAUGUUCCUCACAUUAAAACCACAGCGUAACUCCCACUAGCUGUAAAUAGAGAAACUGAACCGUGUCUUUUGUCUGCCAGACACAUGUGGUACUGUUGUUCAAAUAAAGUACAUGUUCUGACUGUACUAUACAAUGUCAUAUUUAUUUAAUAUAUUUUCUUCCACUAAAACAUAAUAAUGACAAGAAGUGUAUGAGCAGGUACAGUAUGUGAUAAGCUCGAAACAUAUGCAAAUGUAUGAAAUGAAUAUACAAAGUAUUAAAAGUGGUCAUGGUAUAUUUUAAUCAUUUAAAUGAA